UCCACUCAAGAAGGUGGCCACGCCUCUGGAUGUUGCAACACAGAUUGCGGUCCUUGCAUCGUCUACUUUGUCUGGUCAUGUCACUGGUCAAGUAGUGAUGGUUGAGGGCGGAAUGGAGGGCAGACUACUAAACAGACCAGAAGAUUUGGAUCUUUAGCCUUUUUGGGGAAAAACGCCUUGUCUAUGUAGGGGAUGAUCAUAUGCUUCUUUCUGCACAUGCACCCACUAGCGUCAAAGUCAACUGCCUUGCCCCCAUCGUCAAGGUCAUUCACGACAAUUUUGGCAUCGAGGAAGCUCUCAGUCCACCAUUCAUGCGGCGAUGCACCGUCGCAAAAGUCGUCCCCUCUUUGAACCGCAAGAUCACUGGUCUCUCAUUCCGCGUUCCGGUUCUGAAUGUUUCCGUCGUCGACCUUGUCGUGCCCGCCGCGCACAUUGGUCCACUCAAGGGCAUCGCGGCUUAUACUGACGACGCUGUGGUGUCUACGGACUUCCUUGGCCAUCCUGCGUCGGCCAUUUUCGAUGCUGGAAGUGGCAUAAUAAGUUCGUGA
Molecule: messenger RNA, 548 nt
Organism: Suillus paluster
Lineage: Eukaryota; Fungi; Basidiomycota; Agaricomycetes; Boletales; Suillaceae
Exons: 4
Coding region: 201-548 (115 amino acids)
Molecular function (GO): oxidoreductase activity, acting on the aldehyde or oxo group of donors, NAD or NADP as acceptor
Source: RefSeq, a predicted model, not a curated record